Molecule: messenger RNA, 4188 nt
Organism: Pristis pectinata (smalltooth sawfish)
Lineage: Eukaryota; Metazoa; Chordata; Chondrichthyes; Rhinopristiformes; Pristidae
Gene: scube3
Product: signal peptide, CUB domain, EGF-like 3
Exons: 22
Coding region: 345-3323 (992 amino acids)
Biological process (GO): signal transduction
Cellular component (GO): cell surface
Molecular function (GO): calcium ion binding
Source: RefSeq, a predicted model, not a curated record
UCUCCCUCCCCUUUGUUGAAUCUUGUGCUGGAUCCACAGAUUCAGCCUCUCCAUCUCCGCUCCUCUUCCUCCCUCCCGUGUGUGUGUGGGUGUCUCUCUCUCUCUCUUCCCCCCACCCCCUCCCCUCUCUCCCUCCCUCCCUUCAGACCGUGUGCUGCUCAGAGCAAUGAGCAGGACACACCAGAUCCUCCUGAUCCCACAGAGGGCGAUCUGACUGACGUGGGAGGCUCCGACCGAGGUUCCUUUCAGCUCCAUCAGGACCUCCAAGAGGAGAGUGAGAGAGAGAGAGAGAAGAGGAGAAAAAAAUCCGCGUCUCAUCUCUUCCCCGAAAGACUCAUCUGAAAAUGCAGAGCAGAAUGGGGGCAAUCCGUCUGUCCGGCUGCUACUGCUUGUUUCUCAUUCUCUUAAACCCACCCAGCACCGCGGGAAGUAAGACAAAUCAAGAUGUUGACGAAUGUGUUGAAGGAACAGAUAAUUGUCAUAUUGAUGCUAUCUGUCAGAACACCCCCAAGUCAUACAAAUGUAUCUGCAAGUCUGGUUACACAGGAGAUGGCAAACAGUGUGAAGAUAUUGAUGAAUGUGACAACGAAUACAAUGGAGGCUGUGUCCACGAAUGCAUCAAUAUCCCAGGGAAUUACCGCUGCACUUGUUAUGAUGGUUUCAAGUUAGCACACGAUGGCCAUAAUUGCCUCGAUGUGGAUGAAUGUGGAGACAGCAAUGGUGGAUGCCAACAGAUCUGUGUCAAUAUGAUGGGAAGCUACGAGUGCCGAUGCCGGGAAGGAUUCUUCCUCAGUGACAACCAGCACACCUGCAUCCUGCGGCCUGAAGAAGGAAUGAACUGCAUGAAUAAAAACCAUGGAUGUGCUCACAUCUGUCGAGAAACUCCAAAGGGAGGAAUAGCCUGUGAAUGCAGGCCUGGAUUUGAACUCACAAAGAACCAACGGGACUGCAAGUUGACAUGUAACUAUGGAAAUGGAGGGUGCCAGCACACGUGUGAUGACACUGAUCAAGGCCCGAAGUGUGGAUGCCAUCUGAAAUUUGCCCUGCACUCAGACGGGAAAACAUGUGUUGAGACUUGUGCUGUGAACAAUGGAGGCUGUGACAGCACGUGUCAGGACGCUGCCACGGGUGUCCGCUGUAGUUGCCCGGUGGGAUUCACAUUACAGCCUGACAGAAAGACAUGCAAAGAUAUUGACGAAUGUCGCCUUCACAAUGGUGGCUGUGACCACGUCUGCAGGAACACAAUUGGAAGCUUUGAGUGUAGCUGCAAAAAGGGCUACAAACUGCUGACUAAUGAAAGAACUUGUCAAGAUAUUGAUGAAUGCUCCUUUGACAGAACAUGUGAUCACGUCUGCGUGAACUCCCCUGGAAGUUUUGAAUGCUUUUGCCACAAGGGUUACACAUUAUAUGGACUAACACACUGUGGAGACAUUGACGAAUGCAGCAUGAACCAUGGUGGCUGCAAGCACGGCUGUGUUAAUACUCCAGGAGGCUAUCAAUGCUCCUGCCCCAAUGGUGGCUACAGACUGCACUGGAACAAGAAAGACUGUGUUGAGGCAGCGAAGUGCCUGCCGGGUUCCAACCCACCUCGAGCUCAACUUUCCUGCGUCAAGAGUGGGAAGAGAGAGACCUGCUCCCUCAACUGUGCUUCCAAGGCACACUUUCAGGCAGGUUCUGAUAACAGCUACACAGUGAGCUGUGGGGCUCCUACACGAAGGGCCAGUCCUCAACAACGACAAAACACCAGCAACGCAGGUUGUGUAGAGGCUCUAGCUCCCCCAGUCAAACAAAGAGCUUCCUUCAAGAUAAAAGAUGCCAAGUGCCACCUUCAUCCACGCAUUAAGGGAAAGCAGGACAGCGGGCAUCCAAUUAUCACAGGAGGUGCCUUCCCUUGUACAGACAACUGCCAAGUUACUUUUGUGAAUCUAAAGUGUGAUUCUUCCAAGAAAGCAAAAGGUCGCCGAACUCGUAACCCUCCAGGCAAAGAAGUGACUCGCAUUACACUGGACUUUGAAGCAGAAAUAAGAAAGGAAGAUAUCACAGGCAGCUGCAACAUUAACUGCCUGAGACAGAAGAUGGAGAAGAAACUGAAAUCUGCAAUUAAAACUCUUAAGAAAUCAAUUAAUCAGCAGCGAUUUCACAUUCGCUUCUCUGGGACAGAGUAUGAAGUGGCAAAAAAGUUGGCAAAAGUGCCUGAGAAACAGGAGGCAUGUAACAUUGGGCAGGAAUGGAUCGACGGGAAGUGUGUCAGCUGCUCGCCAGGAUCCUUCUAUCAUGGCCAACAAGAGAAAUGUGUUCUGUGCCCUGCUGGCACCUACCAGGAGAAAGAUGGACAGUUGUCGUGUGAUCUUUGUCCUGGAACUGAUGGACAUGGUCCAACUGGAGCACGAAACAUAAGUGUCUGCACAGGUCAGUGCAACCCGGGGCAUUAUUCAGCCGACGGGUUUCAGCCAUGUCAGUUGUGCAGUCGAGGCACAUACCAGCCUGAACCAGGCCGCACACUCUGUUUCCAGUGCGGAGGAGGAUUGAUGACAAAGCAAGAAGGAGCUUCAUCCUUCCAGGACUGUGAUACUAAAGUUCAGUGCUCUCCUGGCCAUUAUUACAACACAACAGUUCACCGGUGCAUACGAUGUACCUUGGGUACCUACCAACCAGAGUUCCGACAGAAUUACUGCAUUGCAUGUCCCGGCAACACCACGACUGACUUUGAUGGAUCAACUACAGUCAGACAGUGCAAAAAUCGACAGUGUGGUGGCGAACUUGGGGAAUACACAGGGUACAUUGAAUCCCCCAACUAUCCCGGGAACUACCCAGCAAAUGUGGAAUGCACCUGGAACAUUAACCCACCUCCCAAAAGAAAAAUCCUGAUAGUGGUCCCUGAAAUAUUCUUACCCAUUGAGGAUGACUGUGGGGAUGUUUUAGUCAUGAGAAAAAACUCUUCACCAACAUCAAUCACAACAUAUGAGACCUGCCAGACCUAUGAACGGCCAAUAGCUUUUACUGCCAGGUCCCGCAAGCUGUGGAUCAAUUUCAAAACUAAUGAAGCAAACAGUGCCAAAGGGUUCCAGAUACCAUAUGUCACUUAUGAUGAGGAUUAUGAGCAGCUUGUUGAAGAUAUUGUACGAGAUGGUAGAUUAUAUGCUUCAGAAAACCAUCAAGAAAUUUUAAAGGACAAGAAGCUGAUUAAAGCUCUCUUUGAUGUACUGGCACAUCCACAAAAUUACUUCAAGUACACAGCACAGGAGUCCAAUGAGAUGCUGCCAAGAUCUUUUAUCAAACUGCUUCGUUCCAAAGUUUCCAGCUUUCUAAGGCCCUACAAAUAGUUGACAGACCAAAGGCGAUAAAAUGACCAACUGAAUUUUAUUUUUACAGCUUUGUAACCAUAAUAUUUCACUAUGCUGACUUUCUUUUGUGGCUUUCUUCAAAAGGAUCCCAGUUCAUUCUUCACUGUACAUUAUUUAUAGCUCUCAGUCCAUCAUAACGAAGACUGUUCAUUCCUUAUAUUUAUGUGUACGCUGGUAUAUAUGACUGCUGGGAGCACAUCCAAAACCUGCUCCAUAUGCAAGCAUACUUUAUGCACUAGGACUUUCUGUCUGCAUUGUGUGUUUUUUUUCCUGUAUAAGAAAGAAAGUGCAAUGAUUUCUUUUAUCCUGUUGGAUGUUUGAAUGGAAGUUUUUUCUACAGAAAGACGGCAAUAUUUAUAUCUGCAAGGAAGCUUUUCUCGUCUCCACUGCAGUAUAACAACAUCACCCACAAAUCACAUCAUAAUGAAAACUGGCAGGAUUGCAAUGUUGCGCAUUUAUAAUUUUGGAAUUUAUUUGCACUUGAGAAUUAUAUUUGAACAUGUACAAAAGUUUGGUUUUUGUAUUUUCAUUGUUUUGAUUGAAUUGAAAUUUUCACAGUUUGUUUUUGUUUUUUCCUUUUUUUUAAUGCUAGUUUGUCCCAAUUUUUCAUAAUGCUUAAGCUUGUAUCAUACAAUACAACCAUUUGGUAAAUGAAAGGGACUUAAAAAUUUCUAAGAAUUUCAAGUAUAGUUCUGAUGAUGCAAACACUAGCUCUUCUGGCCCUGCCAUGGGUCGAUGGACUAUAUAUUAAUAUCAUUUUAGUGCAAUUUUGAUACUUUUCCAAUAUAUCAAAUAUAUUUCAUGUUUCCAGACAGUUUAUUUGUUUACCUCAAUAUCUAUAUUG